Messenger RNA from Helianthus annuus (common sunflower), 2281 nucleotides. RefSeq names its product cysteine-rich receptor-like protein kinase 2. Gene Ontology annotation, biological process: protein phosphorylation. Gene Ontology annotation, molecular function: protein kinase activity; ATP binding. The record is from RefSeq and is a predicted model, not a curated record. Bases 120 to 2015 code for a protein of 631 amino acids. The transcript has 8 exons. NCBI's taxonomy places the organism in Eukaryota, Viridiplantae, Streptophyta, Magnoliopsida, Asterales, Asteraceae.
AACAAAAAUGUCGUUGCUUGGUCAAGUUCAGCUUCUUUAUAUGGUUAAUCCGCACUCUGCACCCACCAUACAUUCUCAAGUUUAAUAUCCAUUUUGAAGCAAGAAACAAAGAAGGAACCAUGACUCGGUGGUGGUCCUUUAGGUGGCGGAUGGUGGUGGUUGCCAUCGUGUUUGUGGUCUUUCUCACAAGUCCGGGGAGGUCACAGCCACAAACAAACUUGCUAAGGCAGACUUGCAGCCCAGUUAACGCCACAAACAUCCCAAAUUUCUUCAAUAAUCUUAAUGAUACUUUCAGAGACAUCCGUAGACAAUUAUCCAACAAUAACACUUACUUUGCAACCUCAGAACUUGCAAGAAAUUCGGUGACGGUUUAUGUAAUGGCUCAGUGCAGGAAGUAUAUGUCGACAAGGGACUGCGUCAGUUGUUUUGACUUUGCAGCUAGUUCAAUACGAAGCUGCGCCACUUUAAGCGGUGCCAGAUCAGUACUUGAUGGUUGUUUUCUAAGGUACGAGAGUAUUUCUUUCUACACUGAAACAAUAUUGCCAGGAGUCAAUCCAGGCAUAUGUGGUAAUAGUACUUCAUCAGGACGAAAUGUUUCAAAAACAGCUGUGGAUGUAUUUUUGUCUAGUCUUUCUAUUGCAACUCCAAAAAUAAAUGGUUUAUAUGCUGCGGCCACAACGUCUGUUGUUGGUAACGAUACAAGUAUUGCUUACGCUAUAGCGCAGUGUGCCGAAACACUAACAACCGAUGAAUGCAAAAGUUGCUUGGAGGUUGCAUAUGCCAGUAUAAGUAUUUGUGCCAGUAAUGAUGUUAUUGACGGGAGGGCUAUUGAAUCAGGGUGUUUUAUGAGGUACUCUACCAUUCCAUUUUUCAGAAGCAACCAAAUAACUGACAUUGCACCAUUUCUACGAGAUGGUGGUUCAAGCAAUAAAAUAGCCAUUAUUGGAGGUGUGGUUGGAGUUGUAGGUGGUCUAAUCGUCUUGCUCAUAGUUGUACUUUGGUGGUACUGCCGAUCAAAAAGAACAAUGCCAGGAGGCAGCUUGUACGGGGCAACUGAAUUGCAAGGUUCAAAGGAUUACAACUACAAUGAUCUCAAGAAAGCGACCAACGAUUUUGGGGACGAAAACAAGCUUGGAGAAGGAGGGUUCGGAGAUGUGUACAAGGCAACUUUUGAUGACGAGAAAGUUGUGGCAGUUAAGAAGCUUAAAGUGAGACAUGCUGGAGCAAAAAUAGGCUUCGAAAAUGAAAUCCAACUUAUAAGUCAAAUUCGUCAUCGAAAUCUUCUUGGUCUCCUUGGUUGGUGCAUUGACGGAUCCAAUUUACUUCUUGUCCUGGAAUAUAUGCCAAAUGGAAGCCUUGACAGGUUUCUAUGGGGUGAAAGAAAGGGCACCCUAAGCUGGAAAAUAAGAUAUGACAUUAUCUUAGGCAUAGCUAGGGGUCUCGCUCAUCUACACAAAGAAGUCCAUGUUAGAAUUGUGCACAGAGAUAUAAAAUCAAGCAACAUUCUCCUUGACGAUGCUUUACAACCAAAAAUAGCAGAUUUCGGAUUUGCAAGGUUUCAACCUGAGGAUCAAAGUCAUGUUAUCACUAAGUUUGUUGGGACAUUGGGCUACACAGCGCCGGAAUACGUACGAUAUGGCAUUUUAUCAGAUAAAGUUGACACGUUCAGUUUUGGUAUAGUAGUCCUCGAAAUCAUUAGUGGCCAAAUGUGUACUUCCCAGAACUUGGAUGGACCAUCAACCGAAUUUCUCCUCGAACAUGCAUGGAAGCUGUAUGAAAAUCAAAAAGUUGUGAUGCUAGUUGAUGAGACAAUGGAUAUCAAUCCAGAUGAAGAAAAACAUGUGAAGAAGAUUAUUGAGAUCGCUUUGUUAUGCACCCAGUCACCAGCGUCAGAAAGACCAGCCAUGUCCGAAGUUGUUUUGAUGCUUUCAAGUGAGCAAUCAUCCGUUGAAAGACAUCUUACUAGACCUAAUCUCCCUUAUCUAAAUCGCAGGAUUCAUAUAGGAUCUUCAUAGAACUCUAAAGACAUUAUUUAAAGCGAAGAAAAGACCCAACUAGUUUUUCAUAUCCAAAUCUCUUCCUUUCCUUUUAUACAACUUCACUUCCAAGACACUUUUAUCAACAGAAAAUGAUUAACAAUUGUUGAACACAAAGAGCAUACUCAUUCGUUACAUGUCAAAAAUGUUAGUGUUAUUCAAAGUUUGUGGUUAAAGCGUUAAUUUGCAAGACUAUAUAACUCAUUUUACUAAAUACACUAUAAAUAUAACACAUAAUUUUCUUU